This is a messenger RNA of Enterobius vermicularis (human pinworm), 939 nucleotides long. The record is from the annotation of a GenBank genome assembly. NCBI's taxonomy places the organism in Eukaryota, Metazoa, Nematoda, Chromadorea, Rhabditida, Oxyuridae.
AUGAGUAAAAGUGGGUCUGAGUUCUUUGAUAACGAAGGUCGGUUUUCCCCGCAUUCAGAUGAUUCCCGCUAUAAUCUUGAACCGCAUGAGGUUGUACUCGAGACUCCACCCUACGUUUCAGAAAACGAUUUACACUGUCCGAGUGAGAAAGCGAUAAUUCCUGGCGACUCUUCUUUAUUAGCAGCAAGUACGCAUAACGAUGAACUCGAAGAGGGGGAGUAUAAGGUCACUGCAGAAAUGGGUUAUUUUGUAUCUGAGCAAAGAACUGGUUCUUCUGAGGUUGGUGAAUCGCCUGCGGAAAAUUCUGCCUUUGUUGCUGCAGAAGAAAGCACGUGCGAUCGGGAAGGCAAGGUCCAGAAGCAAGAAGAACCAAGUUCUGAGAGUGAUUUUGACGACGAUCGGGAACCAGAUGAGUAUGUUGUAGAAAAAAUUCUCAAAAAAAGAAUCCUGAAGAAGUCCGGCAGAGUAGAAUAUUUAGUUAAAUGGAAAGGAUAUGAAAUUGAGGAAAGCACCUGGGAGCCCGAAGAGAAUUGUGUGUCCGCGAAGGGAGCUAUUGCUGAUUUUGAGGCUGAAGAAGCAAGGAAAAAAGAUUUGAAAGGGCUUCAAAAAACCAAGAAAAGAAAGGAUAGGAAACGUAGCAAUUUAAAACUCAGUAGCAGUUCUGGAAGUUCGCCUAACACUAUGUCCACCACGGAAAGAAUGUCUUCCAGCCCAGAAACAGAAUCGGCACAAGAGCGAAUUAAUGAUGAGGGUAAUGGUGACAUUGAAACCGUUAUUGGCGUCAAGAGAGGUAGUGAUGGUAUUUUAAAUGCUGUAGUGAAAUAUAAAAAUGGUACUUACACACUGCUGCCAACGAAGGAUCUUGUUAAAAUGAAUCCUCAGGUUCUCGUCGAUUUUUAUGAGUCCUUAAUAAUAUUUCGCCCUACUAAUUCAGAAUGA